Ctenocephalides felis (cat flea) is the source of this 462-nucleotide messenger RNA. Its product is annotated as malignant T-cell-amplified sequence 1 homolog. Lineage: Eukaryota; Metazoa; Arthropoda; Insecta; Siphonaptera; Pulicidae. The annotation marks the transcript as partial. The record is from RefSeq and is a predicted model, not a curated record. The transcript is spliced from 2 exons. Gene Ontology annotation, biological process: formation of translation preinitiation complex. Gene Ontology annotation, molecular function: RNA binding.
CUCGAAACUUAUCCACAUAUAGAAUCACAUGUCGAUGCAAUUUUACCGAAAAAGGACACUUUUAGAAUUGUAAAAUGCCACGAUCAUAUCGAGAUAAUGGUGAAUGGACAGGGAGAACUAUUGUUCUUUCGCCACCGAGAGGGUUCUUGGAUGCCGACUUUAAAAUUGUUACAUAAAUACCCAUUUUUCUUGCCUAUGCAGCAAGUUGAUAAAGGAGCUAUCAGAUUUGUUCUAUCAGGUGCAAAUAUCAUGUGCCCCGGUUUAACUUCCCCUGGAGCCUGCAUGACUCCAGCCGAGAAAGGAACAGUUGUUGCCAUAAUGGCAGAAGGAAAACAACAUGCUUUAGCUAUUGGUAUUACUUCCCUUUCUACAGCCGAUAUUGCCAAAGUGAAUAAAGGCAUCGGAGUGGAAAAUUGCCAUUACUUAAAUGAUGGACUUUGGCAUAUGAAAGCUGUUAAGUAG